AUGGCGGACUUGCAGAAGGAUGCUGAGGCGCUGGAUCGCGUAUUGUUCCGUCUGGCGAGCAUUGACGACGAGCGCAUGCUUCAGGUGCUACAGUCUCUCCUGCCUCAGCUGCUCCCGCUCUUCCCGCGCUCGCUCGUGACGCCGUUGGAGGUGCAGCUAAAGGACAAGAUCUUGCAAGUGGUCUCCCACGUCAAGACUCGUCUACAGGCGCUGGCACGCCCCUCGCUGCCGCUGGACGCGCUCUGCCAAGUGUUGCAGCGGGAGGGCCUCUCCGUUUUCUCGUACAACCUCGCCCUUCUCUUCAUCGAACUGGGAUUCGAGGCUGCGUCGACGGAGGAACAGACGAGAAAGAUGGCAGACCUUUUGGAGAACAAAAUCAAGGAAGGAUCGAACUUUGCUUCCUAUCCGAGAAGUGAACUUGCACUGAAUGAGCACGUGGGGCUACUACGAAGUGCCAUUGAUGGCAUUGGUAUCAGUGGUACACUACAGAGCUUCACGCGAGGACUUGAGUCUAGCGAAUGGAAUCGUCUAAAGAUCAAGACGCUCGAGUGUAUGAGGCAAGUAGUUGAGUGGAAGUUAAAGGCUGUUCAUUUCGAAGAUCAACUGAGUCCUAAGCUGGGAGCGUUAAAGCGAGUCGCAAUCGAGAAUCUCGGCCGAGCUGUGUCAGGAUUACCAGGAAUGACUACGCCCUCUGAGGUAUUUACAGCUCUCGAAGAAGUCCUGAACGCUCUGCUUAGUCUCGGUAAUGAAGAGGAUACCGAGCUGCAGUUUGACGUUGGCGAAGGCCUCGUCGCUCUUGGAACUCACGAUGUUAGUGAAGAGUUUACAACUGAUCGCCAGACCAAGUACGCCCACUUUGCAGAAAACCGUGCCGCUGUAGUUUUUGAGCGAGUUCUGGCCGAUUACGCGGGAUCUCGACAGCCCAAAGUUCGUCGAAACGCUACGAUUUGGCUGCUCUGUAUGUGUGCAGCUGGUCUAGGACCAGUUUCUGAUGGUGGGGAUGCAGUGAUGUCUACUACGUCGUGGAGAAGUGUAUUGGGAUCCCCUGCUUACUCACAGUCAGUGCUGGAGGUACACGAAUUCUUUGUGACGAUGCUGAACGAUGCGAACGAAGUCUCAAAGGAAAGCGCAGUGAAGGGCCUUGCUUACUUACGACUGCGCGCACCGACCGAAGAUAUGGGCGUUCAGUUCAGCGACAGUUUAUUCCGUCGACUGCGAUGCUUCCGAGCCUUUGCGUCUACUGCUGAUGCUGUUGAUGACGAUGAAAAUGCUGCGAAUACGGAUAGAGGGAAUGACCCGACUGCUACUGCAUCGUCACCUAGCUCUACCGUUGAGAACGCAGCAUAUCGUGAGGUCAGCAACGUAGCAGCAGAUGUUGGCGACCCGGAGCUCAUGUACGCGCUGCUUUACUUGAGCACAGCGGAUCCAAUAUGGGGGUCCCUGGCAUCGUCAUCUCGUACGUCUCUGCGAUUCAGCAAGUUCUCUUUUGUUGUAACAGACAAAGAAUUCCGGGCUUCAAUCGUAGCCAAAGCAGGCAGUCAAUGGAUGUCUGAGGACUACUCCAACAAGACGAAACUGGUGCCUUGGCUGUAUCUGCUCAAGUUCCACUCCAACAGCAAGGUAGCUGCCGUCAUGGGCAACUUGUGGGAGUUUGCGAAGGGGAACUCGGUCACUGUAUCAACAGCAAAAGGAGAGAAAACGUUGCUUCGACAGAACUGGACGCUUCUGUUUCAGUUCGCUUUGGCACGGCUGGAAAACGCCCGCAAUUUCAAGUAUCGUGAAGCUGCGUGUCUUGCACUUGUUGACCUGCUUAACGGAGCUGAGGCUGACGACGUACGAAGUGACUUCUUACGCCUCUGGAAAACUGCGUCACGUGCGGUAGACGAUGUCAUGGAAGCUGUUGCGCUCUCUGGAGUCAAGCUGUACCGCUAUCUCGGUGAACUGAGUUUGCGUGUGGCUGCAAGCGACGCAACGUGUCGUUCUCAACUGCUGGAAUUCCUGGUCGGAGACGGGAUCGUAAACAAAAACACUAUCUGUCGCGCACUCAGUAUUGACGUGUUGUUACGUCUCGUUAAGACACUGAAGGCUGUGGACAUGCAAGACCGCUUGGCGCCGCUGUUGUUGAAGCUUCUCGAGUACUUAUCAUCUCUGGAAAUGCCUGAGCUCCAGUACGCACAAUUUCACGUUGAGAAGAAGGAUCAACUGGAGCGUCUACGUGUGUCCAUCAGCCAAGCAGGCCCUGUCGGUCAACUACUGGAGCUGGCGACAACUCAUCUUAAGGAGCUUGUCGACUCUCCAGCGUGUGUAGCUGUCGUCUCUGAGCUCGUUCGUGGCGUUUCCAAUCUGCUCAAGUUCGGGGUCGGACUCAAUACGCGAGUGGGAACUGCGAAUUUCGUGGUCACACUUGCAGGUGAACUCCCCUUUGAGCUUCGAAAAUGCAACGGAGCUGAAUUGUUGCUGUGUCGUGUGUUUGUUCCGUACGUUGGAGCGAAGACUGCGGCGGAGAACGAUCAGUAUGGAGACGAAGAGAGCAGAUACGGUGCAAGUAGCACAACCGAACAGACUGAUGCAAGUUUGAUAGCGACGUCGGGGUUGACGGAUGGAUUGGUCAUUCAAAGUUACUGUCGAGCUGCUGCGUAUUUGUGUCCACUCGUGGAUGCUGCUACAGUUCGAAACUACGUUCGCUCGGGGAUCUUCGCGUUCAACAAAGCAGUCAGCAAAACUUCCAGUGCUUCGUCCUCCCCUCAGAGCCACAGCGACGAAGACGUUGGCAUGGAGGCAGAAGACACCGUGUCAAAGACACCCCAGCGCACUAGCGACGAAGGAGCUUGUCAAGAAGAUCCCGCCGAUCGCAGAUGCCGGUACAGUGGUGACUGA
This is a messenger RNA of Phytophthora nicotianae INRA-310, 2877 nucleotides long. RefSeq lists its product as hypothetical. The coding region runs from base 1 to 2877 and encodes 958 amino acids. The record is from RefSeq and is a predicted model, not a curated record. Gene Ontology annotation, cellular component: nucleus; cytoplasm. Gene Ontology annotation, biological process: proteasome assembly. The transcript has 5 exons. Gene Ontology annotation, molecular function: molecular adaptor activity. Lineage: Eukaryota; Oomycota; Peronosporomycetes; Peronosporales; Peronosporaceae.